Messenger RNA from Ceratotherium simum simum (southern white rhinoceros), 1160 nucleotides. Lineage: Eukaryota; Metazoa; Chordata; Mammalia; Perissodactyla; Rhinocerotidae. The record is from RefSeq and is a predicted model, not a curated record.
GGAGUGAGGGAGGGUGUCAGAGCCAGUUUUUAUAGCCACUUCCUUCUAUGUUUAUAGAGAACACAGUUUCACAAAUGAGCUCAACCCCAUCGAUGGUGACCGGGGUUCUGGGGGAGUCGGUAACUCUUGCCCUGAAGUUUCCUGCAAGAGAGGAGAUCGACUCCAUCACCUGGCUUCACAACGGAACAUCUAUCAUCUUCAUACAGCCAAAUGAAGCACGAAUCAUGGUGACAGCUCCCAAACGGAAAGAUAGACUGAAGGUCAUCCAGUUCUACUCCUUGCAGCUCAACAACCUGACAAUGGCAGAUGCAGGAUCAUACAGUGUCCAGAUAGUCACGAGUACCUCUUCCGUGUUUUCCAGUUACACUCUGAGGAUCUUCAGGCAGCUGCGAAGGCCUCAGAUUGCAGUGGAUUCUGUCAUCUCUGAGAAUGGGACCUGUCAUGCCACCUUGAGAUGUUCUGUGGAGGAAGGAGGAGAGAAUGUCAUAUACCGGUGGACAUCAAUGGGACCAGGAGCUAUUGUGUCCCAGGAAGGAUCCAUCCUCAGUGACUCCUGGAUCCCUGAUGAUCUGGAUCGGAACUACACCUGCACCGCUAUGAACCCUGUUAGCAAUAGCACCUCCAGCCUCAUCUUUGUUAAGCAGCUUUGUGCAGGUUCCAAGGCAGCUGCAGGCACUUAUUGCCCAGUGACAUGGAUUCUGCUGGGGAAGGGGCUUCUUCUCCUCAUGGCCCUGGGGGUUCUAUGAACUUGGCACAUCCAGACACAGAUGCUCAGCAAACUCCUUAUGUCUAACUCAGGGCCAUGAAGGCCACUAGUGCCCCAGGAGAGCCUGGAUGAGGCCAUUGCUUCUCUGUUGCUCAAUUAAAUUACAGUACAGACCUCUACGCUUUUCAAGGUGUAGUACUAUGGAUUGUCAAAGACCAAUGGGAUAAAAUUUCAUAUCUUCCGUGUGUGAGCCCAUGUGUGUGCACACUGCAUGAGAAUGAGGACAAAAAGAGAUAAAAUAUUUGUAUCAAUACCAUGUUAUCUAUUCUAAGAAGAAAAUUCCCCCUUAAUUUAAGGUUUCUGGAAUCAAGAUGAGUCAUAAUAUUAAUGUGUAGGGCUAAAAGGGAUAGUGUAUUUUUCUCCUGAAAUACUGUUAUUAAAAUAAUACUGCUUU